Mustela lutreola (European mink) is the source of this 7163-nucleotide messenger RNA. RefSeq names its product olfactory receptor 10J1-like. NCBI's taxonomy places the organism in Eukaryota, Metazoa, Chordata, Mammalia, Carnivora, Mustelidae. The transcript has a single exon. Bases 4902 to 5834 code for a protein of 310 amino acids. Gene Ontology annotation, biological process: G protein-coupled receptor signaling pathway. Gene Ontology annotation, molecular function: olfactory receptor activity; G protein-coupled receptor activity. The record is from RefSeq and is a predicted model, not a curated record. Gene Ontology annotation, cellular component: membrane.
GAAAACCAAUUAGAGAAUCAGUCACCAAAAUAUUAAUAGUGUGGGUAUUAAUUGUGUGUGGUAUAUUUCCAAGCUGGAAAUCAUGAGUGAUUUAUGUAAUCUUUUUUUCCCUUUUUUUUCUGUGUUUUCUACGGUGAACACAUAUUACUGUUUUCAGCCAAGAGGAAACAGAAUGGUUUUAGCAAGAAAGUUCUUAGUCUGGGUGGAAGACCCAUACUGCAAUCCCCUUUUGCAGCGCAGAGCUGAGAUGGCUCCUCAGACAUCUUCCUUGUGCCCAGAGAACCUUGAUGGAGAUGGCCACACUGAUCCAGAAACUAAAGGAACUAGAGCACAGAGCGGCUGUGCCAUUCUCUCUCCAGCAAGAUCCAAGAAUGAAUGAAAGGGAGCACGAGGAAUGGGCCCAACAGCAGCCUCUGCCUUUCCAAGUGUGGGAGGCAGGUGUCCCUCGAUGGGACCUAGACUAAGCCUUAAGGAGACUGGCUAUGGGCCAAGCCUGGACAAGAGAAGCCCUGGAGGCCAUACUCCUCUGUGUACCCUGAUUGGAUCUGGAUAAGUUGCAGGAAGUUUUCUGUUCUCUGAUCCUAAAGGACUAGAAUUUAGGGUCUUCUCUUUGUAAGCUUGUCCAGUGUUUCCAUGGUUUUAAUAGACUAAACCCAACGCAGUAUUGAUUUCUGAAACCCUAAAAGUCCCCAACAGUGAGGAAACAAACAAAAGUAUCUCCCCCAUCGGCUACCCAAGUUCCUAACGAAGCUCUUGAGACAAGCCCUAGGGUUCUCUCAUCCUUAGCUCUUGGUACCCCAGAGGGAUUUUCAUAAGGAUGGUCCCAGGAGAACUGGCAUGAGGGAUUACCUUCUCUUGGGGAAAAUAAAUAUACAAAGCUCCUAAAAUCCGGAGUUUAAGCGAUGGCAUUUUUUCCUGGGCUACUUCUCAAGCCAAAGGAACCAAGGACCGAUCUCAACUUCAAGAAAUACAGCAAUGAUUUGAGGUUUUCUCUGAUACUGUAGAAAGCUGAAUUUUCCUUACUUUGUAGGUUUUAGCUUCCCUUGUAAAUGGCUCUUGAACACAAGGUGUUUUUACCAGCUUCCUCUGAAUAGAUUCAGCCCUUUCAAUGACUUUUAAAAAUCACUAUCUGGAAAGUGAUUCCUUCUUCCUUUUGCCAAGGUCAGAAACAGUGACUGGCUGUGGGCAGAAGUAAGUGAAAAUGGGAUACAAUGUGUGUUUUCUAAAUUCUUAGUAUUUUUCCUCCAAGUUUUUCAUUAUUUUUUGGUUGUAUUGAUUCUCAUGCCAUUAAUAUUACAUUUCUUCAUGCUCAUCUUGCUGUGGUAACGGAUUCAAGGACACAAAAUAUAGCAGGGACAAGAUAAUAAUCUUCCACUACCGAACUGAAAAGGAAAUAGGAUAAUAUGGGGAGGCGGCAAGUCACAGGGAGACAGAGGUUGAGUCAACAGAAAGUGAUGUUUUCUAAGAAUUAAGGUUACUCAACAAUAGAGUUGAUGAUAGUAUAUCUAUAUGGAUCUGUAUGAGGGAGUGUGCACUGCUGGUCAUAAAGAUAUAGCUCUAUUGCACCGUUACGAGGAUAUUCAAGAUUUAUCAGUAAGUGAAAAAAGCUAGUUGUGAUUUGGUAUGUACAGUUUCAUUUGUGUUACGUUGAUAUGAUAUGGAAAUAUGCACAAUUGUAGUUAGAAAAUUUCUAGACAGAAAAUUUUAAAAGACACAAAGACAUGAGUCAUGUUUACCCCCGGACCAGAGAAUGCAAAGCAUAGGAAGAGAAAACUAACUUUCCCGUUUAUACCCUUUUGUACAGAUGGCUGUUUUUCCCUGAAAGCAUUUUUAUAAUAUAAAAUCUUCGUUUUAUUUUUUAAGUAAACUUGGUAUAUUAAAAAAAAAAAAAAAAAAGAAGGGGAUGCUAACUUGUAAGAUCAUUAAUUUCCAAUCAUUGGAAAGACUGAAGCAGAAUUUGGGGGACUAUUUUUGAGGAAUGUUUGCUUUUAAAAUUACCUCCUACUGCUAAGGUCCUGCGACUCCAUUAUAUUAAAGGACUUCAAACCACCAAGCACAUAGGCUUUCCCAGCUUGCUUCUCGUUGGAAAGACUUGAAUAAUGAAAUGAGUAAGAUUAACCCCUUGCCCAGGAUUGCUUGUCAGGUCUAAGCAGGACAUCAUUAUCAUUUCUUUACAACGAAAUAUUUUAACUGUUUUUUUUUCAGGGUAGAGAGAUAUUUUUGGCUAAAGAUCCAGAAUCCAAGAAAACAGCAAGUGGUGUAAAAUAUUUUUCUUCUUGGUGACAUGGAUUCCAUAGAAGUAGGCUGCCAUUUUGUUUCUGUUGUCAUGACCUAACUAGCCUGGUGUUAACAUUCAUCAGAUCUUUGCCCUCUUGGUGAGCCCUCGUUUUCCUGAGGGGGCGAUGAGUGCAGAAAGGAACGCACGAGCUCAAUUUAAUCUUUUUUUUUUUUUUUUCUCUAUCAUUGCUUAUCUUCUCAUCCCCCUUGGCAGAGGUAGGGAUUGAUUUUCCAGUUAUAUAAGAUUGGGGUUUUAUCUUGUUCAGUAACACAUCAUGAAUCUCAGUUAAAUAGCAGCUGUUUCAAGACUAGCCUAUCACCACAUAUCAAAGGAAAAUGAACACAUAUGUUGCUCUCCAUUUCCCUCUAUAUUUUGAACAUAUUUUAUAUUUUUCUAUUCUUCAAAAUCCUCAGUAAGGAAAUUCCAAAAUUUGCAUCCCAUUGUGGCGAUAGGCAGAAUUGAGCCUGUCUCUAUUUAAAAUUUUAAUAUCUUGUUCAUCAUGGAAUUUUGCACUUGUUUUUUAAAAAAGAUAUUGCAUUAAAAUCAUGUUCGUCUUGAUCACUGAGUGUCUUUGGGGCUCUCCUAAAUGCUGAGUCCAAGAUGAGUAUCUCACAUGCCACGCCACUUCCAGCACUGUUCAGAAAGGUUUUCUUUUUCUGGUUACCAUCCUCCAUUAAAACUGAUGGUAAUUUCCUAGGGAUCUGGCUGUGGGAGCUCAGACCUACUAUGUUUACCUUUUCUCCUUGAUCCUCUCUGCAACCUUGUUAUUGAGUCUCACUGUAAGAAGAAUUUAACAAUUAUUUUUCUCUAUGUUUUGAAGAGAAAUGACUAAGAAAAUCUGAAUUAUAUAAAGAGGACAAAAGGAAAAAUCAUUUAAGAUUCUCCAUUCACUAUCCAGAAAAGAGUAUUAUUAGCAUUUCAGUGUAUUUAUUUCCAACCCGUUUCUAAUGAUGUGUGUACCAUUCCAUGGGCUUCCUUUCAUUGUUUAUUUCUUCCUUUCUGUUUAAUUUUUAAAUAUUAUGACCUGUCUGUCCAUCACAUUUUUCAAUGUCAGAACAUUAGAUGUUUAAUAGCUCCAUAGUUCCCAUCAUAGAGAUACAUUAUAAUUCAUUAUUCCCUUAGUUAUUUACAUUGUUUGGGGUAUUAAUUAUUAUAAAUACCAUAAAAGCUUCUUUUAUAUAUAUAUCCUGAUACAUCUCUCUGAUUAUUUCUUUAAAAUAAGUAAUUAGAAGUAGAAGUAUUAAGCCAAGGAGAAUGGAUGUUUAUGGUUACUAAUAUGCUAAUAUUGCAUUUACUUAUCAAGGUCAACAUGGUAAAAUUUUUCUGGUUUCCCAAAUGUUUUCAAGUUUUUCCAACAUUUUUUCCCAAUGUAAUAUCAUUCCCAGAGUGAGGAGAAUCCUUUAAUUCUCUUCAAUAAAACCCAGGGGGGAAAAUGUCUUCUUUUUCCUCUGUUUCAGAGCCACCAUGCUGCUUCAGGCAGUUGUGGCAAAGACAAUUCACACCAGCCUUAAAAUGAGAAGAUUGGAUGUAUGACUUACUAAUUUUGGGCAAGCCACCAAACCCUAGGUGUCUUAGGGUACAAAAUGAAGAUAGUUAUCAAACGGAUGGGAUUGGUGUGCUGUUAAAUAACACAUAUAAACACUCUUCAUAAACUAAAAAGUGCCACAAGUUACUAUUCUUGUUGUUCAUUAUUGUUAUUGUUAUUAUUAAACUGUUUUUAAAAUGAGAGCUUGUUGGUCUUUGAAAUUCCCCAGAUAGUGAGGGAGGGUGUGCAAACUGGUUUUCCCAGAGGCACCCAGUUUAUUAUUAUGAAGAAAGUAGAAGAGAACUCAGAGUUUAGUCGUGAGUCAGACCAACUGUGAAAAUUCACUUCCAAGCACUGGCUGAAAACACGAAAAUACACACAGUGCAGGAGAACCAACACUUAGUAAUUAAUCUACAUGCAGAGGACAUGCAUCAACGGGGCCCUGCUGGUCCUGAGAGAGCUCUCUGAGCAAGAGGAGGCAAUGCCAGUAGCCAAGAAAGUAGAAUGUGUCUGGUUGAAAACUACUGUCAGGAGGGCAGUCAGGUUUGAAGCAGGUGAAUGAUUUGUGAAAAGGGUUCAUGAAGAGAUGUCGGGGCGUAGAACAGGGACAAAGCAGACUCUCAUGUCCCCUCAGAGCAGAGAGCAUUGUCCCAUUUGGCAACUUGGAAGGUAAGAUCUAUAAGAUGAUCAAAAUUGUGGUUUCAAUGAAGUGGAAGAAGUCGGCCAGUUUGUUUUAGGUAAAUAAAAAUCUGAAACUGCAAUUUAUGAGAAAAUUCUCAAACUAAUACAUUUUCUAUUUCUUUAGCUCUAGUUGCCUCCAAACACCCAUGUUCUGGCUCAUGAGGAAGCCUUUUUAAGACUAGCCCGGGUGUCCUUCCUACUAUCCUGUCCCAUCCCUGUUUCUUCUUCUGUGCCUUUGUACAAAACUUUCCAUACAUGCAAUUGCUUCCUGAUUACGUUUUUUACCUUUUCUCUCCCAGGGCACAGGAGACCCCACACGCUGGGCAUGUCUCCUGGUCCCGAGCUGGCGCGGGGCGUGGGUGUGUUCUGACUAACUGACAGACCUGAGUCUCCACUGUGUAGACCCAGCGUUUAUUCAUGAAGAGCAAGAACCACACAGUAGUGAGUGAAUUCAUUCUCCAGGGGUUUUCCAGUUUCCAAGAACACAAGAUCAUUCUCUUUGUGAUAUUUCUUCCAUUGUACCUUUUCACUCUGGCUGGCAAUGUCCUCAUUGUGACAGUUAUCAGCCUCACUCGUCACCUCCACACACCCAUGUACUUCUUCCUUAGUGUGCUCUCCAUCUCCGAGACCGUAUACACCCUGGUCAUUGUACCGUGGAUGCUCUGCAGCCUUACUGGUCUUAACCAACCCAUCUCCUUGGCCGGCUGUGCCACCCAGAUGUUCUUCUUCCUCACCUUGGCCAUCAACAACUGCUUUCUGCUCACGGCCAUGGGGUACGACCGCUACGUGGCCAUCUGCAACCCCUUGAGGUACACGGUCCUCAUGAACAAGAGGGUGUGUGCCCUGCUCGCAUGGGGGGCUCUCAGCAUUGGGCUGCUUGUGGCCGUAGUUCAGAUUUCCUCUGUAUUUAGGCUGCCCUUUUGUGACAGAGAAGUGGCCCAUUAUUUCUGUGACAUUCUCCCAGUUAUGAAACUCUCCUGUGCAGAUACCACUCUACAUGACAUCAUUAAUUUUAUCAUCAGCUCAUUUGUUAUUGUGGUCCCCAUGGGGCUGGUCUUCAUCUCCUACGUCCUCAUCAUCUCCACGAUUCUCAAGAUCAGCUCUGCUCAGGGCCGGAAGAAGGCCUUCGCCACCUGCGCCUCCCACCUCACAGUGGUCAUUGUCCACUACGGCUGCGCCUCCAUUGCCUACCUCAAACCCAAGUCUGAGAACACCAGGGAUCAGGAUCAGCUGAUCUCGGUGACGUACACGGUCAUCACCCCCCUGCUGAACCCUGUGGUGUACACCCUGAGGAACAAGGAGGUCAAGGAUGCUCUUCGCCGUGCUAUUAGCAAAAAUCCUCUUGCCUAGGAUCUACGGUAGUUGGACAAAUGGCCUGUCAUCUUCUGGGUAUUUUGUCAUCUCAAAAAAUGUUUGUAGAUCCUGUUAUUCAUUCUUUACCCAGGAAGAGGUGCAGGACGCGGUGGUAGGGCUGCAGUGACGAGCUCAGAGUUUCCCUGACUUGAAGUUCAUUUUCAUCGUCAUGCUCCCAUGCCUUCUACUAACCUCGGACAUUAGCCCCGGAGGAGGCGUCAGGUGCUGCCCGGAAGGGGGAGAGCUGGGAGGGAAUAACAAGCAAGAGGGUGGGCAGUUGCUGUCAGUGUGUUGAUGGUGGGCACCUGGGCUAUAUGACACCUAUUUGAAGGGAGGCGUUAAGGGAGCAACCUGAGUGUCAGGUAGAUCCUGAGCUCUGAAACAGAGAGAGAGGUUGGCUGGUGCACGCACAUGCUGGAAACACAGUCAGAGCUACCUUCCUACUCAUCACUUUCUCCUCUGGGCAGUGACAAGAGUCACAGACCCUGACAUUCCAGAAGAAAAAUUCUCUGCUUUAACAUUCUCACCUGCCUUGGAGACCCAUGAAAUUCCUUCCAGUUUUAUUAAAGCUCACAUUAGAACCGUUUCCGUGGUGAGUCUCAUAUUCACAUGUUAGUAAGUAACUUGUCACACCCGACAGUGGCAUUUCCCUGCAGUUAGAGACGCGCUCUGUGGGGUAACGCACGCACUGGGCUGCAUUCACGAGUGUGGGGAUACCUGAAGACCCUUCCUGAAAUUAAGUGUAUUAGCCACACCGCCCCCCCUAACGCUGGCUCUCUCAGAUCCGGAUAAUCAGAGCAUGUGGAGCCUGAGCAGAGACGUGUGUCUUACCUUCACGCUCCUCAUUUCUGCGCUGCUGAACUCAUUUUCUGUCAACAGUUGGGUGCCUGCGUUCAGCUCUGAGCUUGAACGCUUGUCUAAACACAGGCCGAGGUGUCUCCUAGUUCCUGAUGCUGUUGCCUUCUGCAGGGGGGAUUGGAUUGAUGUGUGAGAAAGGUGUAAGGUUUUAGGGUUAUUUGGCGAGAAAGUGAGAAAGAGAGCUUGCCAAAGGUCUUACAGCCCGUAAAAGGGUGAUGUUAAAAAAGAAUAAUAAUAACGAUGAUGAUAAUCCAAAUUUCCCACUCACCAUCCUCUUCCUGCUCAAGGAUGGCCCAAGUGUCCCCACUGAAGGUGCAUUGAGAGUGCGUGUCUGACAAGCGACUUGGGAUCCCUAAUGGCAGAGGGACUGAAAAGAGAACCUCUCAUGUUUAUGAAACAUUGCCUGGAAGAGUACAAGCUUGGCCUCUUCACAGCAGCUGCCUUGGGGGUGCCCUUAUCCAGGUUCCA